CACAUUAAUUACCACUACCAAGACCACUUAAUCUCCAGUGCAGCACUGGGCUGGCUCACUUGCCUCGCCCUGCGGAACUUUCAAAGGAUACCGAAGAAUCUCGUAUUUUAAGCUUGGUAAACUCAAUCCUGGCCAUAUACAUUAUCAAUUUCUUUCGAAUUAAUGGACCCAUGGCAACAAGGGGAUACCAACGUCCAAUGGGCUGUGAUGUUCCGAGUCUUGUUCAGUACUUUGAAAGAGGGCAGUCGGAAGUCUCUCCGCGUUCUCUCUUCCACUAUCAUCGGUACUAGGCUAUUGAUCGUCCCGAAAAGGACGUUGAAGCGUCUUGAGCAAUGGGGCUCUCGUGUUCUACCCUGUUGAUUAUCCUUGUCUGUUCCCGGCUCUCAAGUCUGGACCGACCCGUCAUUCGCUGAUACUCACCCCCUCUGGGGCAAUACAACCUUAUUACCCCUGCAGUCACGCUUCAAAGUCUCCUUGAGGAGGCCUUGGGCAGAUGGAAGAGAAAGAAAAAAACAGAAUUCAGCGAGCGAUCUAGCCCUGGACGGGCUCGGUCCCUAUUAUCUACCCCCUUGGCCUCCUCGUGGCUUACUUCUUUCAAGCGCCUGUGGAGACUGCUCCAAGACAGACAUGCCGUCUCUAUCAACAUCCCUACUGCACAUCGUGGCUGACACCAAGGGGAGCCGGCGUUCGUGUCUCCUACAUUAUGAACUUUGCCUGCUGUCCUACCGUCUCUCUUUUUCUCGUCCAAGGAGUGUUUUCUCUGUCCGUCGUUACCUCUUCCAUUUUACUAAUUAAUUAAUAAAGACAGCGAAAAUGGCACCUUCAAUCGUUCAGGUUGCCUUCUCGUUGUUGUUCGCAGGUUCUGCUGUUGCCAGUUCCGAUGUUGCCUCUGCACCAUUGGAAAAUCGAUAUGCUGCUGUGUUAGACAAGAGAGUGAUCCCGACAACUCUGCCGGGCACAUGGGCCUAUCAAGGAUGUUACUCAGAAGGAGCGAAUCGUGCUUUGGGAGGACAAAUGUACGCCAAUGCCACGGGGAUGACCAUUGAAUCUUGCAUUGCCUUCUGUGACAGCAAGGGAGCUUACUUUGCGGGAACCGAGUAUUCGUCAGAAUGCUAUUGUGGAAACAAGAUCGAUUCUACUUCGCUCCUUUCGCCAGCAACUGACUGUUCCAUGUCCUGUUCUGGAAACACAACACAGACUUGUGGAGGUCCAGCAAGAAUAUCGGUAUUUUGGAAUGGAAGCAACCCACCUCCAGGGCCGUCAACAAAUCCAGGAACAGGAGGAUAUGGAUUCUUUGGAUGUUACACUGAAGGAACUACAGGCCGCUGCCUCACCAACCCAGUAACAGUCACCGGUGGAAUGACUGUUGGCCUUUGCGUACAAGCAUGCAAGACCGCCGGUUAUUCUAUGGCUGGUAUUGAAUACGCAUCUGAGUGCUGGUGCGGCAACGCGAUCAGUAAUGGAGCCGUUGUAGCUCCAGGAGGUAUUUCCGAGUGUAAUAUGCUUUGCAAUGGCAACAGCUCGGAAUAUUGUGGAGCAGGUGACCGUUUGAAUGUGUACAAGCUUGGUUACGAGGGCGUCUCUUCGUCUUCUGUGGCCUCUUCAACGAGGUCAUCUUCCACGUCGAGACCUGUCACAGUUAUCUCCACAACCAGCCGAUCAAGCACAAGCACCAGGGCAUCAACCUCCAGCACUCGAACCUCCACUUCCAGCACCAGAUCAAGCUCCAGCACACGUGUAUCAAGUGUGUCAAGCAGAAGCUCCAGUAGUCGAUCAAGUUCCAGUACUCGAUUGUCCACAUCCAGUACCGGAUCCAGCUCAACUUCCAGAUCUUCAUCGACAAGUUCAAGGUCAUCAACUGUUUCCAGCACACGUGUUUCCUCUGUUUCCUCAAGCUCUUCCCGAGUUUCAUCGUCAACCGCCGCCACGGCUUCCUCAACUGUUCUCGCAAUCAAGCCCGUAGUCGGUGCUUACGGCUUCCAAGGAUGUUACACUGAGGGUGUCGGUGUUCGUGCCUUAUCUGGCGCAACAUACAUCGACUAUGUUGGAAUGACCCUCGAGAUCUGUGCUUCGAAAUGUGCUGGGACCACGUAUUUCGGCGUUGAGUAUGGAGGAGAAUGCUAUUGCGGAAACACUCUCGAUGCCACUUCUGUACUUACAGCCAACCAACUUGAGUGCAGUUUCACUUGCCCAGGCGAUAAAUACGAGUACUGCGGUGCUGGUAACAGACUCCAGCUCUACAAGCUUGGAGCCGCAGCUUCCAGUAGCAGCGCUUCCGUUCCAACCGGAUCCCGAAGCUCAACCUCGACUGGCGUUUCCACGACAUCUUCACCAUCGUCGACUGCCGGCCCAGCUGGAUACAUCUACUAUGGCUGCCAAACAGAAGGAACUGGUGUACGAGCUCUCAGCGCUGCUGCAUCUGCAUCUGACCUGAUGACUGUCGAAAUGUGCCAGGCUAGCUGUGCUUCGUAUACCUAUUUCGGUGUCGAAUACGGCCGUGAAUGUUAUUGUGGAAACUCUCUUGCAGCAAGCAGCGUUGCCGCGCCCGCAACCGAUUGCAAUGUACCAUGUAUGGGUAAUACCGCACAGAAGUGUGGUGGUGGAAAUCGACUUGAUGUCUACGUCAAAAAUGGUACUGCUGUCCCUACAAAGCCAACAGGAUCCUCCACCAGCGUCAGCACCUCGACAUCCACACCACUUGCAUCCGGUCUUCCAGCCGGUUGGGUCUCUGAUGGAUGUUACAGAGAAGGUACCACUGGUCGUGCUCUUCAAAACCAACAGCCAGACAGCCAAGCGAACUCUGUCCAGGUCUGCAUCAACACAUGCAAAAACCUCGGCUACAAAGUUGCUGGUAUGGAAUAUGGUACUCAAUGUUUCUGCGAUAACUUCCUUUACAAUGGUGCCGCUCCUGUCGCAGCCACUUCUUGUAACAUGGCUUGCCCGGGUAAUCCAAGUCAAACGUGUGGGGCGGGUGACUUCCUCAACAUCUACCACACUGGAAACCUGACAACGUACAAAGCUCCAACGUCCCAAUCAACUGAUCUCCCAGGAAAUUGGGUAUACCAAGGGUGUUAUUCGGACAAUGUUAAUGACAACCGCGCUUUGUUCUGGCAAAGUAUCCUGACGACCAACAACAGUGCCACCACUUGUCUUGGUCUUUGCCAGAAGUAUGGUUUCAUGGCUGCCGGUAUGGAGUAUGGUGACGAAUGUUUCUGUGGUGACGAGUCUGUUCGUGCAGCUUCGGGUUCAGUCAAGGUCGCUGAAGCCGAAUGUCAAGUCAAAUGCUCUGGAGAUAAUAACUACUAUUGUGGAGGAGGAAGUCGCCUAUCAUAUUACAGAUGGAUCGGAGGCGAGCCUUUGAACGUUUGGGCUGAACCUACUGGUAUUAAUGCUGGCUCCUACGAAUUCCUUAUUGGUGGUGUUGUUGUUCCUCUUAUUACAACCACCGGUAUCAACAACAAGGUCGUCUUCAUGGAGAAGUCCGGCACCGGUGCACCAAACACCACUGGUACAUACGAGCUUGAUCUCACCGUCUUGAACGACUUCAGCAAAGCCUGGAGACCCUUGCAUGUCAAGAGUGAUAUCUUCUGCUCAGCUGGUGUGACUCUGCCAGACAAAAAGGGAAGACAACUCAACAUUGGAGGAUGGGCCGGACCAUCGACAUAUGGUGUCCGUCUCUACACCCCUGAUGGGUCUGACGGUGUUUGGGGAACCAAUGAUUGGCAAGAGAAUGUCAACGAAGUCACCCUUCUUGAAGGUCGUUGGUAUCCAUCCGCAAUGGUCAUGGCCAACGGUUCAGUCCUUGUUCUCGGUGGCGAGGUUGGUUCCAACAGUGCUCCAACACCUUCUUGCGAAAUCCUUCCUCCACCACCAGGAGGAUAUGCCAAAUACUUGGACUGGCUAGACCGUACUGACCCUGAUAACUUGUACCCUUUCAUGUUCGUCCUCCCCAGCGGUGGUAUCUUUGUUGUGUACUACAACGAGGCACGUAUCAUUGAUGAGAAGACCUUCGAUACUGUUAAGACUCUCCCCAACUUGCCAGGGUCCGUCGUCAAUUUCCUUGCAGGCCGAACAUACCCUCUCGAAGGUACCGGUGUCAUGCUUCCUCAGUACCCACCAUACUCUGCUCCGGUCACAGUUUUGGUAUGUGGUGGUUCUGCCAAUGGUGCCGCAUAUGCUAUUGACAACUGCGUCUCUACUCAACCUGAAGUCGCUGCUCCAGAAUGGACUAUCGAGCGUAUGCCCUCUCAACGUGUCUUGUCUUGCAUCUGCGCCCUUCCAGACGGAACCUACUUGAUCCUCAACGGAGCUAAGGAAGGUGUCGCGGGCUUUGGUCUUGCCCAGGACCCUAAUUACAAUGCAGUCCUUUACGACCCAUCCAAGCCUGUAAACCAGCGUAUGUCGAUCAUGGCCACCACUAUCGUCGCCCGUCUUUACCACUCGGAAGCCAUUCUUCUUCCAGACGGACGUGUCCUAGUCUCCGGAUCCAAUCCCGAAGAUGGCGUCCACCCAGAAGAAUACCGAGUCGAGGUCUUUAACCCACCAUACGCCCUCACUGCCGCCGCAGCUCCAUCCUUUACAAUCAACAACAAGGAUUGGGCCUACGGAGCUGCCAUCCCAAUCACAGCCAAGAUCCCCUCCGGCGCCUUCGGCACCGUUAAGGCUUCUAUGAUGGCAGCUGUCUCCUCCACCCACGGUAACUCGAUGGGUCAACGUACUCUAUUCUUGACAAUCACCUGUUCCGGUGCCCCAGCUACCGCGGCAUGCACACUUACUGCCCCUCCAUCCGCCCACGUCGCUCCACCAGGAUGGUAUCAAAUCUUUGUACUUGACAACGGCAAGCCAUCUAAGGCCAAUUGGAUCAGAAUCGGAGGAGCAAUCGCUGAUGCAGCUGGGCUUGGAAACUGGCCCAAUACUCCCAGCUUUACAGCUCCUGGUCUCGGAGCCGUUGGCACAUAAGCAUGCUUUAUUGUUGAGGAGAUGCAUGGGUUAUAGUAAUCGAGUUCAAGAUAGAGCUGUAGUAAUAGACGGGAAAUAUAAGGGGAGCAUGGCCGAAAUCUAUAGAGCGCAAUGUUAUUCAUAUUGUAAUUUCCUUUCAUUCGUCAGCCAAAUACAACGCAUAGUUCUUUUCCAAAUGAAGCAUCGAAGCUCAAUUUCAUCACCGUAUUGACAGCAGUCUCUAUCCGCUCUAAUAUAGAAUACCUCAUGUGCUUGGGGAAAGUACAGAUAAGGAAAAAGACAUUUAGGCAGGUAUACUAUAGACUGCACAUGAAAGUUCUUCUUUGGAAUAGCUGAUUUUCGAC
This is a messenger RNA of Cadophora gregata, 5303 nucleotides long. RefSeq lists its product as uncharacterized. The record is from RefSeq and is a predicted model, not a curated record. Lineage: Eukaryota; Fungi; Ascomycota; Leotiomycetes; Helotiales; Ploettnerulaceae. The coding region runs from base 814 to 4959 and encodes 1381 amino acids. The transcript has 8 exons.